Messenger RNA from Microdochium trichocladiopsis, 2988 nucleotides. RefSeq lists its product as uncharacterized. The transcript has a single exon. The coding region runs from base 1 to 2988 and encodes 995 amino acids. NCBI's taxonomy places the organism in Eukaryota, Fungi, Ascomycota, Sordariomycetes, Xylariales, Microdochiaceae. The record is from RefSeq and is a predicted model, not a curated record.
AUGGCUCCCGUGCAAAACACAUUCUCAGUCGUGCCCAACUAUCCUUCGGCCAACAAUCGCAACGAUGACGACCCUACUGCCCGGCCCAGCAGGCCGGCGAUGACCACCAAGCAAGCCAAAAAGGCAUACCAAAAGGCGAAUCGAGGUCCCAAAUUAUCCAAAGCAGAAAUUCGACGACAGGAGCUGCUCGAGCAAGAUCGCAUUCGGAAGGAGGCUGAGAAGGAGAGAAACCAGGCCAGGGCACGGUUGGCACGAGAUCGCAAGAGGGAGAAGGAGGAGAACGAGCGCGCAGAGAAGAAGAAGAAAGGUCUUCCGCUAGUCAGUGUACGGCCAUCUCAAGACACGAUUGCUCGGUUCGUUCGUGGCUUCAGUGCGCCUAGGCAAGCCGGCAAUCUUUCGACAAAGACUACCCCAGCUCAGUCGCCAGCAUGCUCACCAGACGGGUCGCCAACUCGGGAGCCAGCGAAGUCUUCAGCACAAGCACCAGCCUGUCAUCGUACUGCAUCUUCAGGCCAUGCUCCAGCUCCGUCACCUUCCCAACGGCCCACUCCCUGCAUAAGACAGUCCCAAGAUCAGGCGCCAAUUCGUUCACCACCUCGGCCUCACACCACAGCAGUCGGUCCGCCAGCAGAGAAACCUCCCACUGAGAGAUGUGCAGGGUUGAUUUAUUUUCAGGAGAGCUCUGAUGCAGCUUGUGCUCAGGCGCGUGCGUUGGAUAAGCAUGUUGUGGACGAACAAAAUGAGCCAUCCUUGAAACGGCGACGUCUGAGUUCUCAACACGAGCCGAGCAGAACGAUGGAAUGCCAGGCCGAAAUAUCAUGUGUACCGUCAUCGAGAUGUAGUAUCUCACCACCCGCUGUUGUGACUACCUCGCCACAGCAAGCAGAAACGGCUCGCGGGCCAAUCCAAACAACUUUGCCUCACGCGUCCCUCGAAGUCGUGGCAAUGACAUUGAGUCAGGAGCUUGAUGAUAUUGCCGAUAUUCUCACCGCCGAUUACUUGAACGAUUCCUUCAGCUCAUUUCUCGCAUCGCCUCAAGCAGCAGAAACAUGCAGUACGAUUCCUCCAAACAAGCCUGUAUGCUCGACGACAAGUCCAUCAAUACCAGACCAGCCUGGGGCCAAUAUUGAUAUCGUGCGCGUCAACAGUGGAGAGAGUGCUGGCAUCGUCGGCAAGGAAUCAACCGAAACUCAGCCACAUGUAGACACUAGUCAAAACCAUGACAGGGCAAGUAGCGAGCACCCUGCGUCAUGCGCACCGUCACAGUCCUGGCGUCGCGCCAACAUGAGUACUAGUCCCUCCUUGGCACCUCAAAGACGCCGCAAUGCUCUGCAGCUUGACGCGAAGUCAUCGGAGAGUCUCCGUGAUGAAAAUGGGAGGCCCUGUCCACCACCCGAUCAGAAGUUGAUGGCACCGCCACCAAUCCCGUUGAAGUGCUCAAGCCGGAAAGCCCCUGUUCUCGGUUCGCGAUAUACGUCAGUUCAUGCCAGUCCGAAACUCACUGCCUCGACAUCACAAGCGACAAGUCUCGUAGUGGAGGGGUCAGCUGUACAAGAAUUGGCGCCACCGCCAAGCACACAGGCUUUUGUUUUCGAUCACUUUGCGGAUCUGUUCCCAACCCCAUCUCAGGAAUUGCAUGAAGUCUAUCAUGGAGCAGCCGCUUUUGAGCGAAGUUCUUUUUCUAGACACCCGCAACAUUGGAGUACGGGAAAUUCGCAGGCUAGAUUACCAUCAUCUGCUAAGCUGAGCGUAUCUUCGUCUUCGAGCCAGGCUCUAGCCAGCGAACAAUCACGCGGGCUGAACAAGAAAUCUGUCAAAGAUUCAUGCGCGAAACAGCCCUCGGCAGGCUUCAACGACCCAGCGAGUACGCCCGAUUUCGACUUCCCGUUUCUUUCGACACAAGACGUUAGUCUCUCGUUCGAGGACAUUGAAGAGCUCGAAACGCCUGUUCGUUCUCGAGUAUCAAUGACCACUGGCAGGCCACCGCUUGAAACCUUCAAGCCUGCAAAAGAAGCCAAGUUGCUUGCUCGUACAGGCAAUAACUCAGCGCAGAAGAUGUCGAGUAGACCCCUCCGCAACGUGGAGCAAAACGCGUCUCGCCCAGCUACCUCAAGAAGUGUGCCGAGAUCCUCAUUUGAUUUUAAGAGUCGGCGCACCUCUGCAAAUCCGCCUGAUCAUUCUCCACCAAAACCAGUCAGCCAAGGCCACAAGAAGAGCACACCACUUGCGCCGCAAGAACAGAGCCAACCCGUAGUCUCACUUGCAGACAAUAGCAACUGUCCGCCACGACCGCGACUAAUCAAGGCUGAUCAAGCAGUCCAAGCACAAGCUAUGGCUAGUACCUGGCGUAGCGAGGGACAGUCCGCCAAGGCUCACAAUGACAAUCUCGUGCCCGAGUCAAUACCGUCGGUAACAGAGCCCUUGGCCACUCGCGAGCCAUUCUUCACGUCAAGCUGUAGACAGCCACUCUACAAGUACGCAAUCGAGCGCAAUAAAACUAGUGCAUGGGCCUCUCGGGAUUCGGACCGCCAAUCAGAGACAGCGCUGGACCUGUUGCAACAAUUGGAGAAUGCACGCUUCGCAAACUUGUUGCAGGAAACGGAACCGUGUAGCCAGAAACCAGGGAACACGCAAGGGCGCAACCUAGAUGUGAGCAAUAAGCAGCAAGCCACUGAAACAUACCACGAAACGCGGCACAAUGAAGACAAUCGCAGCCAAUCUGCGCGUAGUGCACUAGAUGCACGAUCGGCCGUUCGGCAACGGUCACCACGACCGACCACGAAUAGAGCGCCCGAGCCAUCUGAGAAGCCAGCACGACUUUUGAGCUCUUAUGAGAAGAUGAUAGCCGAAUUGGAUAAGGCUAAUAAGGAGAAUAUGGACCCCUCACGACUUAAGGACGAUGAAACUCGGCCCGGUGGCUCGCAGGAAACUGAUUACGGAGACCUGGGCUGGGAUGACGAGAUGCUUGCAUUUGAUAUAGAUAACUAA